Messenger RNA from Closterium sp. Naga37s-1, 3708 nucleotides. Lineage: Eukaryota; Viridiplantae; Streptophyta; Zygnematophyceae; Desmidiales; Closteriaceae. The record is from the annotation of a GenBank genome assembly.
AUGGCGGCGUCCCUUACUGCUACUGUCAUCUCCGCCGCAUUCACUGGUUCGGUAUGCCUCACCAGCUCUGUUCGUCAGGUGGACGCGGUAUGUAUCGCUGGCAAUCUGAAACCAUUGAGGGCGACUGGAAGGCGUGACCUCCGGGCAUGGAGUAGCGGCGAAGGCGGGAAUGCGCCUGCAGAGCGGAUACUUUCGCUUGAAGAUAUCCUCAGUGCUGCGGAGAAGGAGAGCAGCGACCUGGUGUUUUCUCCCGACGACGCCGAUGAUGACAAUGAUGACACAAUUGACAGCCUGGUCGACGAUCCCUUCGUCUCGCGCUCACCUAUCCCCACCGAUCCCAACGCCCCUGCUGCCCAGCUGUUUCCCUCGGCUGACGACAUGGCGAAGAUUCUUUCCGCCUAUAACAGCGCACCGGCAGCUAUAGGCGAGAUAGGUGUGGAUGAUCUCAAGGCGGCUCUGGAGGGGAACGCGGACGCCGUGCCUGUUUUGAUUGACGUGAGGGCUCCAGAGGACUACAAGAGAGGGCACAUUCCCGGAGCUGUGUCAGUGUCUAUGGGGGAUGUGGUGGCAUAUGCUGCAGACGCUGGUUCUGGUCCCCUGGCCUUCGUCUGCUAUGCUGCUUUCCUCCGCACCACCCUUGGGAUUGCCAUCACUUUGGAUGGCAGCCUCACGCAUCAUGAUUCAUCACUACGAGCUCGCUCCUUACUGCUCGACAUUUCACAACUCUCGUCCGUUUCAGAGCAGCUUGCGAGUAGCUUCGCCGCUGUGGCUGACGUAAACUCCCUCUUCGACGACUCCGAUACUGUCACGCUUCCCGACUCCCCGAUCUCUUCCGCCGCCGCCGCCGCCGUCGCCGGCGCUGGCGUUGGCGCUGGUGGCGCCGCUGGAGUCGGUGCUGGCGCUGGCGCGUCUGUUUGCAGCCCACCCCGCAGCACCACCGCCAGCCAGGCGGGCGGGAGCGGUGGCGCCAACGGGCGGCAUUUCUUGUCGUUAGGCAGCUUCAGGCCGGCACAUCUCUUGAGCCGGCUCAGGCGGCCUCACACCAGGGUCGGCAGCAGCCCGUCCCGUUCCAGGGGCCGAGAAGGCUCCUCUCGCGUCACCGCCGCCGCCGCAACCGGCGCAGCCGGCGCGCCUGGCGGCGGAAACGCACGAAGCGGUUCCGGCAGGUCGGGAAAAGCCAAUGAGAAGCCGCCGCCGAUUUCGGGAUCUACCUCCGCAACUGCUAUUGCGGGGGGGGCUGCUGGUAGUGCCGCAGCAGCCGCAGCGGCUGCUGCGGCGUCGGCGACGGCGGCGGGGUUUGAGACGGAGCCGAUUUCGUCCCUCGCCAAGCGCGGAUUCCCGCGUCGCACGCAGUCGCUGCCGUCGCAGUCGCUGCCGUCGCCCAGCCGUGCGACGGCGCCGCCGACGACCGGCGACGCGUUCUCAUUGGUGGAGAAGGAGGUGACGAUUCUGGAGCAGGGAUUGGAGGAGCUGUUGCAGGGGCAGGAGGCGGAGCAGGCGCAGGGGGAAGCGGGGGGGGCUGGCGCAAAUCGGGGGGAAGUCGUGGCGGUGUACGCGGGCAUGCGCGCAAUGAAGCAAGAGGCGUCCGCUCUGCGGGUCCUGCUUCGGGAGGCGCAGGGCGUGUCCCAGCGCCGCCAGCCUUCCGCCCCGCUUCCGCCCCCGCCUCCGCUCCCGCCCAUCACACCCAUCAUCCCCUCCACUGCCGCCGCCUCUGCCGCUGUUGCAGAUGCUGAUGUUGCCGCCUCUACAGAGAUAGAAGACUGCCCUGUGUCUCCUACCGCCUCCUUUGUUUCCUCGGGUUCCACUCUCCCUUGGGCUGAUGCUACUCAGACGCUCUCCCCCACGCCGUCCUCGCCUCUGCUCUCCUCCUCCCUCCACUCCUCCCACCCUGCUGCUGCCGCCGUUCCUCCUCUCUCUCCUCCCCUUGCGGCUUCCGCUGCAGCUGCUGCUGCGCCAGCACGCCGCGCGGAGCCGUACAUAUCCCCCCCAACGACGCCAAGACCCCGCGCGGUGUUUGCGCGUCCCCCCUCCUCGCCCUCCGCGUCUGUCUCCUACUUCUCCGCUCCCCGCCCGUCCUCCCCCGCGCCUGCCCGUUCCCGCGCGCACUUCAAACUGCCCUCGCUGCCCUCGUUCGUAACCCGCGCAGCUACUGUCACCAGCGCCACCAGUGUGUCCGAACCCGCAGCAGCAGCAGCAAUGGCGACUGCAGCAGCAGCAGCAAAAGCAACCACAGCAGCCACAGCUGCCGCCUCAGAACCGGCCAAGCGUGGGACUAGCUUCGCUAACGCUAGAUUCGCCGGUGCCAGACCACCCCGUGCUGCUGCUGCUGCUGCUGCUAGUUCUCCUCCCACCCCUGCCUCGCCCUCUUCUAGAUUCUCCUUCUCCUCCACACGCACGAGUGCUGCUGCGCCUCCCCUUACUCCCUCUCCUCCCUCUCUGCAUGACCCAUCAGGCUCCACCUCCUCAUCUCGCUACCGGCCUCCGUCCGCCUCUCUGCUCGCUUCUCUCUCUGCUCUUGACCCAUCCCUGUGUCCUGCCUCCUCUCCCUCGCAUCACAGCUCCACCUACCUCGGCUCUCUAGAUUCUGCCGCGGUAGGGGUAGGAGCAGCUGCAGCAGCAGCUGGUGCAGGGGCAGGUUCGGCACCCACCCUGUGGUCCAGGUUCGUCGACGGGUUUCGCAGGUACCCGCUGCUGUGGCAGUACCAGCCGUCACAGCAGCACCAGCCGCAGCAACAGCCGCAGCAGGAACAGCAGAACAGGGAGGAGGAGGAGGAAGCAGAAGAGGAAGAGGGGCAGCAGCAGCAGCAGCAACAGCAGCAGCAGCCGCAGCAGCAGCGGCAGCAGCGGAGGGGAGCGUGGUUCGGAGCAAGGUGGGCGGAUUGGGUAGUGGCAUUCGCUCUCCUCUCAGCAGUCACCUCCUGCUUCAUCACCCUCCUCCGCCUCGCUCUCUCCGCCCGUGCUGGCGCCGCUGGUGCAGGGCGCAUGGGUCGCCUAGGCAGCGCGCCCGGGCUUGGGCUGUUGGGCAGAGGGGAGAGGCUGGGCGCAGUGGCGACUGUGGGGGAGGUGAUGGAGGGGGGGAGCAGCACGGGGGAGGAGGUGCAAGGAGUGGUACCGUGGCAUAUGCGUGAGGCGAGACCAGGAGUGCUGGAGCUCAACCCUGGCAACCUGCAUGCAGCCCUCCGACGCAGGCCGACAUUCCUGAUGUUCUACGCCCCCUGGUGCCCACACUGCAAGCGCAUGGAGGCGGCAUGGGUGGACCUGGCGGCCAGGCUCAAGGACCUCGACUUCAACGUGCAGGUGGCGCGAGUCGACGCCUACCGCUACCCGCAGCUGGCUGAGGAGUUUCAGAUCCCGGGCUUUCCCACGCUCGUGCUGUUUGAUAGGGAAAAGCCGCUGGGCAUGCACCGGGGGAAGCGGGACGUGGACACGCUGGUCGGGUUUGUCGAUGCCACGCUGCCGCAGCAUCGCGAGCAGAGCGGGCGGGUGCUCUUCGUCAAGAAUCUGUUUGGCGGGGAGCGGCCGCUGGGCUGGGUUGGGCAUGCGGCACCGGGGGAAGCGGGAGGUGGAGUGGACAAGCGGGGCACCGGGCUUGUAGGCUUUGUGGAUGAUGAUCCAGGCUGCUGUGACGGGCGUUUUGAGGCGGCUGGGGAACGGCAGCAACGGCAGAGCAGGGAGAGGGCGGUGGGAGCUUGGGAGCUUGUGGGAUAG